Messenger RNA from Tachysurus fulvidraco (yellow catfish), 9312 nucleotides. RefSeq names its product ARFGEF family member 3 (gene arfgef3). The record is from RefSeq and is a predicted model, not a curated record. Gene Ontology annotation, biological process: regulation of ARF protein signal transduction. Gene Ontology annotation, molecular function: guanyl-nucleotide exchange factor activity. The transcript has 36 exons. Bases 365 to 6823 code for a protein of 2152 amino acids. Lineage: Eukaryota; Metazoa; Chordata; Actinopteri; Siluriformes; Bagridae.
CUGACUGGAGAAGGAGGAGGAGGAGGAGGAGGCAGCACCUCCGGCUGGAGCUGUUUAUUUACAUUAUUAUUAUUACGAUCAUUAUUAUCUUUAACACGUUAUUCACAUUAAUCGAAACGAUAGGUACGCUGGAACAAAAACAACACGCAGAUUUAAAUGCAACGAACGCAAACAAAAAAAAACCAAACAACAAAAAAAAACAAUUGUUUGCGAUUUACCGGAUUGACGCCUGCAUCAUUGGCUAAGCGUGAAUCAUCCUUAGCUUAGCUUAACGUUACAACCGGGAUGUCUCGCGUUAAGCUGGAGGCCUAAAACUGUAUUAUUCAGCCGUUCGAUUCUCAGACAACAACAUAUCUGUCUCAUAAUGGAAGAAAUUCUCCGAAAGCUUCAAAAAAACGCGUCUGGGAACAAAUACAAAGCUAUUCGUGAUGGCUGCGGUGUGGCGUGUGAAACCCUGGAGGCUCAAAAUGGAUCAGUUAAGACGUCAGCAUCUAAGGUCAGGGAGAGAUGCCUCUUCCCACUUAAGCUUGCACUCGAGUCCAAAAACCCAAAGCUGGCUCAGACAGCUCUCACAGGAAUGCAGAAGAUCCUGUGUGAGGAUCGAUUUGUCGCUGUGGAGCCAGAAGCACCAGAUAAGCAGCUGUUGUGUCAAAUGCUGGACACCGUCAACGUGACCCCCAUGCUUCAUGAAGAUCUACAGGUGGAGGUCAUGAAGGUCUUGCUUUGUAUCACAUACUCCUCCAGCUUUGAGUUCAAUUGCAACAACAUCUUGAGGAUUGCAGAGGUGUGUAUCCAGACAUACAUAUCGAGUUGUCAUCAACGCAGCAUCAACACAGCAGUAAGGGCCACACUCAGUCAGAUACUGGGAGAUUUCACCCUUCAACUACAGCAAAGACAGGACAACUCAGGUGCGGAUGAGCGAGAGCGUACAGUGCCUACAAGCAAACGCAAAGAUUUUUCUCCCACCACUGCAGCCCUGUAUGAGGACGUCGUGACUGUUCUCACUGUAUUCUGUGAAAAACUGGAGUCUGUUUCGAGUGAGAACCAGCUGUUGCAGCUGCUGUAUCUAGAGUGCAUUUUAGCGAUGCUCAGCAGCUGCCCUCCCACAAUGCAUCAGAACCGCAACUUCACAGAUCUUGUCUGGAAGCAGCUGUGUCCAGUUCUAGUGGUGAUCACGGGAAACCCCGUGCAUGAUAAGACCAUCACUUCUGCUCACGGCGCCUCAUUACAGGAGUUGGAUGCUGCACUAGGGUCAGGGGUUAGUGAUCAGGGCAGGGGUUCUGGCUGUUCCUCCAGCGCCCCUGCCAUGAUUGGACCGGUUAUCCGCACCAUCUGCUACAUCGCAGCUGAACUUGUGCGAUUAGUGAACUGCGUAGAAUCCAUGAAGCCUGUGCUGCAGUCUCUCUACCACCGCAUCCUGCUCUACCCUCCUCCACAGCACAGACUGGAGGCCAUCAAGAUAAUGAAGGAGAUCCUCGGUAGCCCGCAGCGCUUAUUUGACCUGGCUGGCCCAUGUGUUAUUGAGCCCGAGACCAGGAAGAGAUCCUUCUCGAAGAGGAAAUCACAUCUUGACCUUCUUAAGUUGGUGAUGGAUGGCAUGACAGAAGCUUGUGUGAAGGGAGGGAUUGAGGCUUGCUUUUCCUCUGUUUCUUGUGCUUGUGCUCUACUGGCUGCCCUUGACGAGCUUAGCCAGGGACGUGGCCUGCAUAUUGACCAGGCACAACUUUUGCUGCGUCGACUGGAAGACUUGAAAGAAGGGGAAGAGUUGUCCAGGGAAUCAGUGGAGCUGAAUGUGGCCGAGUUCCGUUGGCAGCGACGCGUGCUGUCCUCUGAAAACGCCACCUGGGAGACCGCCAUUCCUGAACGCAGCCCUGAUAUCAGCAUCAGCGUCAUCACUGACACAGGACAGGUUACUCUGGAGGGGGAUUUGGGCCGAACUGCCCAAGUGGAGUGUGAAGAAGAUGCACGAUUACCUUCACCUUCCUCCUGUGUAGGUGCUGCAGGGGAGAGUGGUGUUCCUCCAGAUGUGGUCCAGCGCAGCCAUGCCCUGGCGUACCCAGACCUCACCAACUUCCUGUCAGUUGAGUCUCGCAUGCGCUCACAUGGCUCACGCUACAGUGAGAGUAAUUUCAGUAUGGAUGAGCAAGAGCUCUCGCGUACAGAAUUUGACUCAUGCGAUCAGUACUCCACAGCUGCCGAGAAGGACUCGGGACGAUCAGACGUUUCAGAUGUUGGUUCAGACAAUGGCUCGUUGGCUGACGACGAACAGACGAUGCGCCCUGGUCCCGCCCAUCGUACAGUGCGCACCGCCGCACUCUCACUCAAGCUACUGAAGAACCAGGAAGCAGACCAGCAAAGUGCCCGUCUCUUUGUUCAGUCCCUGGUGGGAUUGUUACCGCGCCUUCUGGCCCUGCACAGCCCUACUGAUGCGGAUGUUGCGCUACAAAACUUCUCCUCAACUUUCUGCUCGGGCCUCCAAAUAGGUGGGGUUCAUUCUCCUGGCUUUGAAGGUAGUGAGAAUCUAAACUGCCAGGCUCUGAUGAAUGCAGACGGAUUGUAUUUGGUGUCCUACUAUGCCUUGCUACUUAACCUCAAACUGAGCACCUGUGGUUACUACCAAAGGAAACCCACUCCUCCCGUUGUCACUCUGAAAGAGUUUGUGCAUCAGAUCCAGAGCAGUGGCGUUCUAGUCGUGCUCUCUCAGGCCUGGAUAGAGGAACUGUACCACCAAGUGUUAGAGAGGAACUUGCUAGGAGAGGCUGGAUACUGGGACUCCACUGAAGAGCACUCACUCCCUCUUAUCACCAUGCUCACAGAUAUUGAUGGACUUGGCAGCAGUGCCAUAGGAGGUCAGCUGAUCAGAAGAGCGUCAUCACAGUCGUCCUUUACAAGUGAUAAAAAAGACAAUAACACUGUGUUGGCAGGUGUAAUGUUCGCACGGUACAUCCUGAUUGGCUGCUGGAAGAACCUGAUCGACACGCUGUCUACUCCUCUGACGGGCCGCAUGGCGGGAAGCUCGCGAGCUCUGGCCUUCAUCCUGGGUGCAGAAGGCGUUAAAGUGCAGAACCAAAGAGAGAGAGAAACCAUCUGCCUCAGUCUCGAUGGCCUGCGCAAGGCUGCCGCACUCAGCUGUGGUUUGGGUGUAGCUGCCAACUGUGCCUCAGCUGUAGCUCAGAUGGCAGCAGCUUCCUGUGUUCCAGAGGAAAAAGAGGAGAAGGAUCAAGCUGAAGCUGGAGAUGCUAUUACUCAAGUUAAGCAUAGAAUGGAGCAGAAACUGGAGCAGAUGGGUCGGGGUCAGGGAGUGAAGCUGCACACUGCUCACAUGCUCUGCAUGGACGCCAUCCUCAACGUGGGUCUAGAGAUGGGCAGCCAUAAUCAUGAUUGCUGGCCACAUGUCUUCAGAGUGGUGGAGUACGUGAGCUCGCUAGAGCACAGCCACUUCAGUGAUGGGAGUUCUCAGGCUCCUAUGACCAUCACUCAGACUCAGCAGGCUUCCUCGGUAAUGGGAAAUCCAGAGCUGAGCGUAGAGUCUGUCUCUGAUCUGGAGCUGAACCUGAGUCACCCAGUCAUCCAGCCUACUUCCAUCCAGGAUCUGUUGCGUGAAAACAGCAACGCGAAAGGUUUCGAUCUGCGGGGCGGAAGUCUCCUGACAGGCAACAGUGCUGCUAAAGUCGUCUGCACGCUCUCCACACAAGCAGAUAGAGUGUUUGAAGAUGCAGUGAGUAAACUUAACCUGGUGGGUCUGGUGGGUUUCCUGCACCAGCUGAGAAAAGCCUCACAAUCCCAGCUUUUCAACUCGGUCACAGAAACCGGAGACUAUUCCUUAGCUAUGCCGGGAGAGGCUAAGUCAACACAAGACAAGCGCAGCGCUCUGCACCUUUUCAGACUGGGCGAGGCCAUGCUUCAUAUCGUAAGGAACAAGAGUCGGCCACUUCUGCACAUGAUGAGAGCCUGGAGUGUGGUGGCUCCUCAUCUGGUGGAGGCUGCAUGUCAUAAAGAACGGCAUGUGUCCCAGAAGGCUGUGUCGUUCAUCCAUGACGUCCUGAUCGAGGUGCUGAGCAGCUGGGCCGAGCUCCCACACUUCCACUUCAAUGAAGCGCUUUUCCGGCCCUUUGAGCACAUUAUGCAGCUGGAGCUCUGUGACGAGGACGUACAGGACCAGGUGAUCACAUCCAUCGGGGAGCUGGUGGAGCUGUGCUCUCCUCAGAUCCAGUCAGGAUGGAGGCCGCUCUUCAGCGCUCUGCGCACCGUGCAUGGAAGCAAGAACGACAUGAAGGACUAUCUGAUUGGAGAAUACUCUAUGGGCAAAUCCCACGCUCCGGUUUUUGACGUCUUUGAGGCCUUUAUUAACACAGACAACAUUCAGGUUUUUGCCAAUGCAGCAACUGACUACAUCAUGUGCCUUAUGAAGUUUGUAAAGGGAUUAGGAGAGGUGGAUUAUAAGGAGAUAGGCGAUUGUGUUCAUGCCAAUGGAUACAGCUCUACAGACCUGUGCCUUCCUGCCCUGGAUUAUCUAAGGAAGUGCUCACAGCUGCUGGCCAAAAUCUACAAAAUGCCUUCAAAGCCAGUGUUCCUGGGCGCGCGGCUGGCCAGUCUUCCCAUGAGAGCCCAGGAACGCUCAGUCAGCAGCGAAGACGGUAUUGACAGCGUUUUAGCCGAGUUCGAUGAUGAGACAGGUCUGAUCCAGGUGUGGAUUUUGCUGUUGGAGCAGCUCACCGCAGCCGUGUCUAACUGCCCUCGUCAGCACCAGCCACCCACACUCGAACUGUUGUUUGAGCUGCUCCGAGAAGUCACUAAAAUUCCAGGCCCAGGCUUUGCCAUUUUCUCAGUCAUCCAGCUCCUUCUUCCCGUCAUGUCGCUGUGGCUGCAGCGAAGUCACGGAGAUUAUUCAUACUGGGACAUCGCGGCUGCAAACUUCAAGCACGCCAUUGGGCUUUCAUGCGAGCUGGUGGUGGAGCAUGUUCAAAGUUUUAUACAUUCAGAUAUGGGCUACGAGAAUCUUAUUAACCUGAUGCUGAAGGACUUGUUCAAGCUGCUGGUGGCUUGUGUGGCUGAACCCGCAGAGACCAUUUCCAGAGUUGGCUGUUCCUGUAUAAGAUAUGUCCUGGUGACAGCAGGGCCUGUCUUUACCGAGGAGAUGUGGAGGCUGGCUUGCUAUUCCCUGCAAGAUGCCUUCUCAGCUACACUUGAACCUGUCAAGAACCUGCUGGCGUGUUUCCGAAGUGGUUCUGAUACAUUCACAGGGGACGCGUGCGAGGUGAAAGUAGCUGCCCCGACCCACUCUGCUUCCGCUGAAGCUGAGUACUGGAGGAUCCGUGCCAUGGCACAACAGGUCUUUAUGCUGGACACUCAGUGCUCUCCCAAGACUCCCAGUAGUAAGGAAGGAUUCGAGCAUGCGCAGUCAUGUGUGCUGAUCAUUGAACUUCCUGCAGACCAGCAGUCCAAUGGCCAUGUCCAGAAGAGGAAAAUUGGGAUUCCGUUCAGGACGAUUGUGGUGAGCUUGCUGUCCCACCAGGUGCUGCUGCAGAACCUCUACGACAUCCUGUUGGAGGAGUUUGUGAAAAGCUCCGGCAGCUCUGAGAGUCAGGACCGAUUAACACCUGUCUCAGAGCCCAAAGGCGCCGGUUUUCUACGCUACAUCUCCAUGCAAAACCUGGCCGUUAUCUUGGACCUCCUGCUCGAAUCUUACCGCACGGCCCGAGACUUUGACACACGUCCCGGCUUGAAAUAUCUACUUAUGAAGGUGUCGGGCGUGUGCGGUGCCGCUAACCUGUACCGCCAAUCCGCAAUGAGCUUCAAUAUCUACUUCCAGGCUCUGUUGUGUGCCUUGCUGACCAACCAGGAGCAAAUCACUGUGGAGCAGGUGAAGAAGAUCCUUAGUGAGGAGGAGGAGGAAGAGGAAGAAGAGGAGGGCAGCUCGGAUUCGUCACAAGCCUGCUCAUCUGAGGACGAGGACAUGUUUGAGGAGACGGCGCGUGUGAGUCCACCACGUCGGUGGCGUACACGCCUGCCUGCUCUGAGCACACAGCCUACCAGUGGGGCAGAUUGGGCGUGGCUGCUCAAACGCAUGCACAAGCUCUGCAUGGACCUCUGCACAAACUACAUUCAGAUGCACCUAGACCUGGAAAACAGCAGCGACGAGCCGCCUCCUAUCACUCGUCCCGACAGCAUGUUCUUUCUUCCACUCUUCCCCUCUGAGAGAUCCACCCCAUCAACAGGCGACCAUUCAAGCCGUGGGACGCCCUUGGAGGACACCCCUCGUCUUCACUUGCCCAACACACCCUCCUCAGAGGAGGAGGAGAGGAGGAGGAAGAAGGAGUGGUGGGAGAGUGCCAGCAACAAGCUUUACACCAUCGCCACCGACAAGACCAUCGCCAAGCUGAUGAUGGAGUACAAGAAACGCAAGCAGCAACAGCAACAAAACCAUGGCUCACUGGCCAAGAAGGCAGGAGAAAGGAUGACGCCAGAAUCGCCGGGGCCACAGAGACCUCAGCAACUCCUCGAUCAGAGGACCAUGAGGCACUCUUUUAGCGCCGGACCAGAACUACUGCGUCAGGACAAGAGGCCACGCUCGGGUUCUACCGCCAGCUCGCAUAACAUCUCUCUCAGAGACUCUGAGGCUCAGAUACAAGCAUGGACCAACAUGGUCCUCACCAUCUUGAACCAGAUCCAGCUAUUGCCAGACGCCACUUUCGUGGCCCUGCAGCCAGCCAUGUUCCCCUGCUUCAGUCAGCUCACGUGUCACGUGACUGACCUCCGAGUGCGGCAAGCGGUGCGAGAGUGGCUGGGACGUGUAGGGCGGGUUUAUGACAUUAUCCUGUGAGGGGCUUGCUGCUUUGUUGUCCUUGUGAGCUGAUUAAUUUACUUUUCUUCUUGGGAUUUGCUGCCCGGGACACUAAGGGUGUCUUUUAGCCUUUUCUCGUCGCAUUCUGAGCUCUGUAUUGUGUGAACAUACAUAUCAAAGUGAUUUGCAGAACAAUUCCAUCGAAAACCUUGUUUGACCUUGUUUACUUCUAACAGUGUUGGUUGACUUCUCCCAUUUGUAUUACUUUCGAUUCCUAGCCGAUUACUUAUUGUCCGUCACUGAGCUUUAAUAUCUAUUUCCAUUGAAUAUCUAACUGUGUUUAUGCACUUUUGUACCCUCCUUUAGUAAUGUGAGUUUAGUGCCACUGUUCCUGGCUUAUAGGCCACACAUAACUAAAACGUCUUAAGUGUUUGGUCUAAUGUUCAACCAAUCUCAAAGUGUUUAGAGCUGCAAAGGGAUUUUCUUGGUUUUCAUUCCGAUACACAAUAAUAACGCAACAACAAUCUAACAAUAAUUUAAAUUCCCUCCGCAAAAAUCAACAUUAUUGGAUCCUGUAGCAAAUUGACAUUACUGUUCUUUACACAGCACCAAAAUGAUCUCCGAUACCUUUUCAGUUAUAUCAGCGGAUGAUGGUGUGUUAAGCAAAACCCGACUGACCAGCUGUCUAAUGCACAAUUACUCUCUCUGUGUGCUUAUAUCUUUACUCAAAGAUUAAAAUAGGAUUUAGGGUUUACAGAGGAGUCAGAUUCGCCACACCGAUCAACCUGAUUAUCGCAAUCCUGCCUCACAGCAUCACUGACCGGUGAGGGUUUUACCUGAGCAUUUUAAUCUGUCGGUAGUAAAAGACACCGCAUAUCCACUUUUGUAUUUAAACGUGAACGUAUUUAAAGUCUUCUGCUCUUGAAGCAUGUAGUUCCUUUAAUGUAAAUUCAGUGGGCAGUAACCAUGAAGCUUUAACUUUGAUCCCAAAUCCCACUUCUGUAUUAGUCUCGUAAUUUGCGUAUAAAGAUUUUUCAUGUCGUGUACGCAUCAAGGGGAUGAUUUGUUCUGCGGUGCGUAAAUGCUGCUUUCAGACAUGACAGGUUUUUUUUGUUUUACCUUAGUAUAAUAUGCUUUAUGGUCAAAAGUAUGUGGACCAUAUGAGCAUCACACUCAUACAGUAUGUGGUGCUGCAGAUACCUUUAAAUGUUCUAGCAUUACAUGUUCCCUUUAAGUGAACUAAGCUCCAUAAAGACCAAUGAUGACCAACGAGUCCUUGACCUCAACCCAACCCAACAACUUUAGCAUACACCAAACCCUGAUCUUACUAAUGCUCGUGUAGCUGAACGAACACAAAUCCCCACAGCUACACUUCAAAAUCAAGUGUAAAGCAGGAGAAUAAAUCUGGAAUGAUUUGCUAAUAAACAAGUACGCGAAGUUCAGGCGUACACGUACGAUUGGCCGUAUAGCGCCACGUCUAGCUGCAAGAGCGCUAAUUAUAGCAGCAUCAAUUCAUCUUAAACACCCAUCUAACAUGCAUCAAAAACUACACUGGAUUUGAAUGUAACCUUUUUUUUUUUUUCUCUUUUCACUACUGCUGGUGAAAAUAACCAAAGACCCGUGUGGACACGUUUUGAUACGAAGUGCAUAAAGGUUGUUCUUGUAACGUGUCCACUAUCACUUACAGCCUUCAGAGUGGGAUGACUGGUUGUGUUCUUAAAGGACCUGCACUUUCCCUUCUCUUUCCAACACAAAUCACAUUUUCAGCCCCAUCACUCAAGUACUAUUUGAUCAGCACUUUUUUUUUUUUUUUUUUAAAUUAAUAAUAGACUUUAAGUUGUUAGCAGAAAACAAAACGACGGUGCAGGAUUUGUGGAGAUUUUGACGAUUUGGUAAUUACAUGUUCGAUUAAAAAAAAAAGAGAGAAACAUUUUGACUAAAGCAAAACAUGGUUACACCUUUUUUUAUGUAUUUUCUAAAAAAACGCUUCUUCACUGCAAUCGACGUUAUAGUUUAGAACGGUUUCUAUAACGUCUAAAUCGCCACACUACAGCCGUUGUUCUGUGGCUAGAAUACCCUGGUCUUCUAUUACGUUGCUUAGCAACCAGACCUUACUGUUAACAGACUACUUUGCGUUGUUUCUUGCAAAAUUCAUUAAGAAUAAUUGCAUAUUUGACACCAGAUUUGAUCGUAUUGUUUUUGUUAGUUUUAUAACAGAAAUGUAUUAUAUACUGCUAUGACACUAAUAAACCGUGGCUCAGUGGCACUCCAGUGCUCGUGUAACUAUAAUGCUGCGCUGCAUAUUCUCCUGAUUAUCAGUCCUUUUGAUGUACUUAUGGCAUAACGUGUUUUUUUCCCCCUUUCUUUGUUAAAGAGUCUAAAAAAAAGUUGCAUUAUUUAUUAAUAUUUAUUUUAUGUGACAACAGACUACUGCGAUAUCCUGUAUGUGCACAUGAUAUAUAUACAUUUGCCAACGAUUUAUGUUGUAUGUGUUGUGGAAUAAUAAAAAAAAGGUAACUAUGUAGUAA